CCGACUUUCAACUUGCCUGCGAUUUUUGUGAGGAAAGUGCAACGACCCCUAAUUUAUUCAACCGAGUAGUAUCUUCUACUAGUCCAGCAACUCUCCAUCAUCUUCUCCUCGAAUUUAUCUCCUUGUUGCUUUCAUCGCGGUCUCAUCGCCUACAGUCUGAAUUGAACAAGUCACCAUGGCACCUCCACCUGCAGAAUCCGCCGCCUCGCCCAUUGGCAUUGCGAAUCUGCCCAACCAGCGACACAAGAUUGUCGCGAAGAGAGGAGCUGCUUUCACGAUCAUGGUUGCGGGAGAAUCAGGCUUGGGAAAGACCACCUUCAUCAACACUCUCUUCUCAACAACCAUUAAAAACUACCAAGACCACAAGAGACGACAUGCUAAGCAGGUCGACAAGACGGUCGAGAUUGAGAUCACAAAGGCAGAAUUAGAAGAGAAAUUCUUCAAGGUGCGCUUGACCGUAAUUGACACACCUGGAUUCGGCGACUAUGUCAACAACCGAGACUCCUGGAUGCCCAUCAUCGAGUUCCUUGACGAUCAGCACGAAUCAUACAUGCUGCAAGAGCAGCAACCUCGCCGACAAGAUAAGAUUGAUCUCCGUGUCCAUGCCUGUCUUUACUUCAUUCGUCCUACAGGACAUACCUUGAAGCCUCUGGACAUCGAAGUCAUGAAGCGGCUGUGCACCCGUGUCAACUUGAUCCCUGUCAUUGCUAAGGCCGAUACCCUCUCUCCUGCCGACCUCGCGCGCUUCAAGCAGAGGGUCCGAGCCGUUAUUGAAGCGCAAGGCAUCAAGAUUUACCAGCCUCCAGUUGAGGACGAUGAUGAGGCUGCUGCACAGCAUGCGCGUGCUUUAAUGGCCGCUAUGCCAUUUGCAGUGAUUGGUAGCGAGAAGGAUGUCAAAACGACCGAUGGUCGGAUUGUGAAAGGUCGACAGUAUGCCUGGGGUGUCGCUGAGGUUGAGAACGAAGAACACUGUGACUUCAAGAAGCUUCGCUCUAUCUUGAUUCGCACCCACAUGCUUGAUCUGAUCCACACUACCGAAGAGAAUCACUAUGAAGCCUACCGUGCUCAGCAAAUGGAGACGCGGAAGUUCGGCGAGGCCAGACCAAGAAAACUGGACAAUCCCAAGUUCAAGGAAGAAGAGGAAGCUCUCCGGAAGCGAUUCACGGAACAAGUCAAGGUGGAAGAACAGAGAUUCAGGGCUUGGGAACAGAAGCUGAUCGCAGAGAGAGAUCGCCUGAACAAGGACUUGGAAUCAACUCACGCCGCUAUCAAGCAGUUGGAACAAGAACUCGAACAGAUGCAAGGCAGUGCAGUCCGAAGCCAUGGACGUCGCUAAAGUUUUGGUUGAUUGACUUGAAAAGCUCUGGGCGAUGUUUCCCGUUGGGACAAUGGACUCGGGUAGUUCUCUGUGUCUCAUACAGACUGAAAAUUGUCGUGGGAGGUGUACAGGAGCAUCAAGCGGUUUGUGAUUAGCAAGCAGUGGCUACGAAAUACCUUUUUUCUAAUGUCGAAGUUUGGCUCUAUCUUUCAUUUCGAGGGUGGCCACCGAGAGUAGCAAUCCAACAAAUUUUUCUCUCACAAAAGUAA
This is a messenger RNA of Exophiala oligosperma, 1587 nucleotides long. RefSeq lists its product as uncharacterized. Gene Ontology annotation, molecular function: GTP binding; GTPase activity; molecular adaptor activity. The transcript is spliced from 3 exons. The coding region runs from base 176 to 1336 and encodes 386 amino acids. The record is from RefSeq and is a predicted model, not a curated record. Gene Ontology annotation, biological process: cytoskeleton-dependent cytokinesis. Lineage: Eukaryota; Fungi; Ascomycota; Eurotiomycetes; Chaetothyriales; Herpotrichiellaceae. Gene Ontology annotation, cellular component: cell division site; cytosol; septin complex.